GCACAAAGAGGUUUUUUGGUCAUUAUUGAGCUUUUAUUGCUUUAUUUUCCAAAGAUUGUGCGCGGAGAUAACGAGGCCAUUAUUGGAAGUGAAUAAAGCCCUGCUUUCGGUGCGGCUGACUGUGAAGAAGUACUUUGUGGAUUUUUACUAAGUGUGGAGCAGUGAUGUAAUGUGUAUGCAGGUAUAAAUAUAGAGGUCUGGCUUUGCCGAGUCCAUGCAGAUCAAUGUCGCUCCCGGGCGCUGCUGCCUGCUUCGCUCUGCUUCUCGCUCUUCUCUCUUCACUGGAGAGUCGAACACUGGGAAGCUGCUCUCACAGACGGAGCCGGGAUGGGCUCUCUGACGGCCCUGCGGACCGUCCUGGUCCUCGGCCUGGUUGGCAGACUGGCAGGAUGCGCUCCCGGCCUGAACGGCACGGCGGACCGCUGGGAAGCCCUUUACUCCCGGUCCCUCGCGCGAAUCCAGGGGGAGAAGCGUGAGGAGAGCGGCCGGGACAGCGACUACCUCCUGGGCAUUAAGAGGUUGAGGCGGCUCUAUUGCAACGUGGGGAUCGGUUUUCACAUCCAGGUGUUACCAGAUGGCAGAAUAACGGGAGUACACAACGAACAUCGUUACAGUCUCCUGCAGAUCUCUCCGGUGGAGAGAGGAGUGGUGACCUUGCUGGGCAUUCGCAGCGGACUUUUUGUGGCCAUGAACCGACGGGGAAAGCUGUACGGAUCUUUACAUUACAACAACGAGUGUAAGUUCAGAGAGACGCUCCUUGCCAACAACUACAAUGCUUACGAGUCAGUUGCCUACCCAAGGAUGUUCAUCGGCCUGAGUAAGAACGGCAAAACAAAACGAGGAAACAGAGUGUCACCCGCCAUGACAGUGACACAUUUCUUGCCAAGAAUCUACUGGCCUCAUAAAUAGACUUCACCUCAAUUUUGAGAUUCGGGAAGAACUCCAACAUGAGAUGCACUUUCACUCCAAGUUUUAUGCAAGUGUAUCAUAUUUGAUUUUCUGCUAUGUAUAUAUUCAUUUUUUAUAUAUCUGUGCCUGAAAGCUAUUUUCUAUUUAGGAAGUCUUUUUCACUGUUGGUAGGAGAUGUAAAAUGUGUUAUUUAUGCUGCUCUUGUCAUUGGAAGAUUUGCUUUUAAUUAAUUAAUUUAUUUAUUUAUUUUUCUGACACAGGAAAAGGGAACAGCAAAAUACAACAUUUAGAGCUUUAAUAUGUUCUUUUUUCUGUCUAAGCUUGAAAAAAACAAAUGAGUUUCUUUGGUGUGAGAAACAGCACUGAUUGCUUAAUGCUCCAACUCUUUGUGUGAGGCACUGGACCCUAAUUGAAACAGUAUCAUAUUACUAAAGGAAGAGAGAGGAUGGAAAGAGGGGAGAGUCUAAGACCCCUAUCAACCACUUCUGGUCUGUUUAUAGCUCUGCCAGCGGGAUGAACUCUGAACUUUUGUGCUGUCAGUCUCAGUGAGAUCUAUAAGUCGCAAAGAGAGAGAGGGAUCCUCUUUGAUGUCAUGUUAGUAGAUAAUAUGGAGGUUUAAAGGCAAAGUGAAAAAGCUGAAAUUGAAGUGGGAUUCAUGAUACUGCAUUUGUGUCUGUUUGGGCAUCUGGUUACGCAGAGUGAAGGAUUUUGGGUAUGCAACCAAAGCAUGCAUGCACAUAGACCAAAGGGGAUGACACUGUGCAUAGGUUGAAAGCUAACUGGUUGAGUAGUGUGCCUGAACAGCAAAGGAAGCAGCAGUGAAGUUCACCACAUAGUUGCCUGAAAAGCAAGGGCAGUGCCUGAAUAAACUCUUUUCAACACCAAGGUCCUUUACUGCAUUUUUAUGCAGACUUGCCGAUCUUCUUUUAAGCACAUGCAUUUGCUCUUGCCCUGGUGCGUAACAGCACCAAUGCAAAAGAACACUUUAAGGUCUCUUCACCACUCUGGGAACUCUGAGAAGAGGUCACAGUAGGACUAUUGUUUAUCUGAUGUAGAUGUCUGAUAGAUAUGUAAAAGGGAAGUAAGGAGUGGCUCUGAUAGGUUUAGGACAGUGUCAGUCUCUUGUCUCCACUAAUACUGUAUGUCAAGACUAUCCUACUUUUAUAAAUGAAAAAUAACUCAGGUAAAAAAAAAAGUACUUUCCAGUAAUUGUCACUUACAGUUACUGUGUAAAAGUAUUUCUUUAAAAUCAUUUUUCUUCCACAUUUAUUUUAUGUAUGAUGAUGUAAAACUUUACAGUCUUUUUAAAGUUUGAUAGUAAUAUUGAUGUCAAUCUACUGUUAGUAAAUACACCACUUAAAAAAUGAAAGGAACACUUCAGCUGUCAAUAGGAAAAAAAUCAUGCUGAUAUGGACUGGGUAAUGUGUUAGGAAUGAAAGGAUGCCCGAUUGUUUGAUAAAAAUGAAAAUUAUGAACAUACAGAGGUCUGCAUUCCCUAAAAAUCAAAGUGAAAAACAAAAGAUCCAGCACGCUAGUCCGUUUUGACGAAAUGUUAUUGCAGCAACCUAAAACGGUACUCAGUAGUUUGCAUGGCUCCCAUGUGCGUGUAUGCAUGCCUGACAAUGUGCUACUAAUAACAGAUUAAAGAUCUCCACCGAGAUCUGGAUCAGGACAUCACUGAGCUCAUGGGCAGCCUGAGGUGCAACCUGGUGACAUUGGAUGGACUGAAACAAAACGACCUAGAGGAGUUCUAUUGGAUUUAGGUCAGGCGAGCGUGGGAGCCAGUCAGUGGCAUCAAUUCCUUCAUCCUCCAUGAACUGCCUGCAUACUCUCACCACAUACAGCCGUGCUGUCAUACACCAGGAGGAACCCAGACCCACUGCACCAGUGUAGGGUCUGACAAUGUGUCCAAAGAUUUCCUUCUGAUACCUAAUGGCAGUCAGGCCUGUUCUUUGCUCCAUGGAUAUGCCUCCCCAAACCAUCCAUGGUCCUGGACAGUGAGCAUGGGGCCUACCAGUAGAUUUCUCAUUGUGUGUCAAAGACAUUCACACCAGUGGCCUGCUGAAAGGUCAAUUUGUAGCCUUGGCAGUGCUCAUCCUGUUCCUCCUUGCACAAAGGAGCAGAUACCGGUACUGCUAAUGGGAUAAACCUUCCAGUCAUUCUUGUUUUGGGGGUUGUCUCAUUGUUGCCCCUCUAGUGCACCUGUUGUUAAUUUUAUUAACACCAAAGCAGCUGAAUCUGAUUAACACCGCCCUCUGCUACUUAACUGGCCAGAUCAACGUCCCAGAUGUUUAAUUAACUUGAUGUUAUACUUGGAUUAAAAAGUGCUCCUUUCAUUUUUUUAAGCAGAACUAAACUAGCUGCACUAAGUGAGCUAGUUCAGCUUAGUCAGUGGCAGUCCGUCGCGGGCCUACUAGCUAGCUAGCUAGCUUAGUGCAACAACUGAACUAGCUGCACUAAGCUAGCUAGUUCAGCUUACUGCAGCUAGCUAGCUAGCUUAGUGGAGCAUUUCAUCAACCAGCAUGCCUGAUGCUCCCUGACCAACAUAUGUGCUGUUGGUUUAAUUUAUGUUAUCCUGGGAUAAUGGCAUCAGGUGAACCACAAAUAGGCCAACAAUGUUGUACACCUUAGCUUAUUAAAGUAAUCUAAACAAAGAUACAAUAGUACAAGUGAGACUAAGAGGUAGUGAGGUUGGUUUUCUGGUGCAUUUCACCAGCUGUUAUUUCCACAUGCAGUGCUAAUAAAAGAAAAAAAUUCUCUCCAUCCAUCCAUUUUGGAGAAAAUGGUCUGAAAAACUCUGUCGCUCUUCUGGAACAAUCUCUACUUCCUUUAAGUGAAUUUGUCUUUUAUUUUCCUCUGUAUCAACGACCACUUUCAGGUGUUGAUUUAAUUUCCUGUAGCAUUAGCUGUCCCGCCUGGCUCAGUUUUGUGUCUAUUUUUGCCAAACCCUGUCUUUCUUGCAUUUGUCUCUGUCUCUCUAUGUCCCUGUAGUUGACUGCAGCUCAGCACUGUUGGUCAUGUUGUCCUAGUUGCUCCUUGUCACGUUCCAGCUAUCUUUACCCUGUGAUUUACUUUUAGAAAGGAUAAUCAUGGAAGAAAUAUUUACAGACAGCUGUUGGACUGUACUAUAUGCUAGGGCCAGUAACCCUAUAUUUUUCUUUAUAUAUUUUGUAAAUAUAACCUCUGAGUAACUGAAGGUGCUGGUAUUCCUUUCAGGGGGGAGGGUCAGAUUUAGAGCAACUGAGUGGUGUGGUGGAUACUGCCUGAAGGCAAAAGGUGCUUUUAAUUUGUUCACUUUUAUGCAGUCAUUGAACAACGUCACCAAACAUCAUUAACCAAGUUUAACAAACACAGAGGAGAAAGGCGAAAGGUGACCUCUUCUUACUUGCUUUAGUUUUUCUUCUCUUGCCUGUUUUCUCAUUCAGCCUCUUUGUUGAGAGCUUUGAAAUCUCAGUUUCAACAUUCCACAUACGAUGGCGCAUACUGUAACCAACUGAUUGCUGUUUCAGAUUAAACCAUUUUCAUCACUGGGUUACGGAGCCUUCAGUAGAAGUUACGCUUGAUUAGCACAUGGUAGAGUCACACUGAAUGCACACGCUAACUACUGCAAAUAGUUCAGGCAAAUAUUAUGCAAACUGUGUCUGUUGUGGCUUUAUGUCCUGAUCUCUGGAAACAGGCAUUAAUCCCAAGACUGACCGAAGCACUGCAGCAUCGCUGUGAUUUACACUUCAAAAGAAGAAACUACCAAGCCACUCUCUGCUUGUCCUCAAACAUAUGUUAUAGUGUGAUGUUUGGACAUCCAUUUGGAUGUCAAAGUUGGACAGCAGUGAUUUAAACAAGUAUACUGCUGUGCCUGUUGCUCUCAGCUAGGUUAAGUAUUCUCCAGUAUCACUGAUUUGCAUGGCAGGCAUUAUAUGUACAGUAAAAUACCUUUCUGCCUUGUGUCUCUAACCUAGGGCCAUCCCUCUGUCCCACCUGCUCAUUUGAUUAUCCAAGCAACAGCAGUGCAGCCUGCAGCUAGUACAAAGUGAGCAAAUACUUUUUCACAGCACUGUAAACUCUGGUUAAAGUAUGCAAAUUGCUCACAGCAGGUUGAAUAUAAAUGCGGACAUGUGGCCUGUCUCAGACUGAGGCAUUGAUUUUAUUUAUGGUCGAAAGCAACCGAACCCCCACAUUUCUAUGCAUGUUACUGUUAAAGUAGCUUUUAUUUUUAUUCUUAUUUUAUCAAUGUGGCUCAAUCCAUUCAGAUGUAACUAAUUAUGCUUUUGGGACUGGAUUUCUUUGUUCAAACUGGUUUAUCAUGAAGUACCAAACUGGUGAUCUGUGAUUGUGUGCUGCUUCUGGGCCACUGUUCAGAAAAAAAUGAUGACAUGAUCCUGUACUAUGUUUGAUUCUGAGUCAACCUACUUUUAUCCGAUGUCCUGUGGUUUUAUACAGGACUUAAUAAAGUAUACUACAGUAUGUGCUGUACACAUGGUUAAAGUCCACCGUAAGGGGAAACCCGAUCCCCUAAAUGUAAAGUUUAUGAUUGUCUGUACUGUAUAAUAAGCUUUGAUCAAUCUGACAUUCACAUAUAAAAAUGUAGUAUGUAUAUAUGACAUGGCAUUACACGCGUGUAUCCAUGUUGUGGGGCAAGUACAUAAAACAUAACAUUUUGUCUCCUCUCUGCAGUAGUUUGUGGCUCAUCUUGUUUAAUUUUCAUGGCCUCUGUGCUCAUUUGUUUUGGUUUCUCUUUCCCCUCACACACCCUAACUGCUCACAGCAGAUAACCACCACUAGCCCAGUUCUCCUGAAAUUGUCUUCCUGUUAAAAAGGAGUUCAUUUUCUCCCGCACUGCCAUGUUCUAGGUCAGGGAUGAUCAACAGAUCAUUGUAGCUCCAUCAAUAAUAACACAGUACCUUUAUCACACAAUGUAAAGGAAGUGGAGA
Messenger RNA from Haplochromis burtoni (Burton's mouthbrooder), 5837 nucleotides. It is a transcript of the gene fgf4, whose product is annotated as fibroblast growth factor 4. Gene Ontology annotation, molecular function: growth factor activity; fibroblast growth factor receptor binding. The record is from RefSeq and is a predicted model, not a curated record. The transcript is spliced from 3 exons. Gene Ontology annotation, cellular component: cytoplasm. NCBI's taxonomy places the organism in Eukaryota, Metazoa, Chordata, Actinopteri, Cichliformes, Cichlidae. The coding region runs from base 328 to 909 and encodes 193 amino acids. Gene Ontology annotation, biological process: regulation of cell migration; positive regulation of protein phosphorylation; fibroblast growth factor receptor signaling pathway.